This is a messenger RNA of Chanos chanos (milkfish), 1830 nucleotides long. RefSeq names its product transcriptional adaptor 2A (gene tada2a). Bases 237 to 1568 code for a protein of 443 amino acids. The transcript has 15 exons. Gene Ontology annotation, molecular function: protein binding; chromatin binding; zinc ion binding. Gene Ontology annotation, biological process: regulation of transcription by RNA polymerase II; chromatin remodeling. The record is from RefSeq and is a predicted model, not a curated record. Gene Ontology annotation, cellular component: nucleus; SAGA-type complex. NCBI's taxonomy places the organism in Eukaryota, Metazoa, Chordata, Actinopteri, Gonorynchiformes, Chanidae.
UUAUAUGUUUUUAUAAUUUCACCCACUCUUCUUUAUAUUCUUGUAUGGUAGAUAAUUAAUUCUCUUAUUGUUGAAGCUCUGUAAAUCGAAAAGACGAUGUUGGUGACGAGACGCACGCUUUAAGUUUGGUUCAUGAUUUGAGGUAGCUAGCAAAAUCAACCACAUUUCAGUCAGAGACCGUUCCUACAAUUUUCAUGAACUAGCAACAUCAAAAUUAUCGUCUAUUAUACAGGAACAUGGAUCGACUGGCCUCAUUUGGGAAUGACCCCUUCGACAAGCCGCCGUGUCGUGGAUGUUCCUCGUACUUAGUGGAGCCCUAUAUCAAAUGCGCAGAAUGCGGUCCCUCACCGUUCCUCCUGUGUCUUCAGUGUUUUACAAGAGGAUAUGAGUACAAGAAGCAUCAGAGUGAUCAUAAAUAUGAAAUUAUGACCUCAGACUUUCCCGUUCUAGAGCCUGGCUGGACGGCCCAGGAGGAGAUGGCUCUGCUGGAGGCAGUCAUGGACUGUGGCUUUGGGAAUUGGCAGGAUGUGGCGUACCAGAUGCGCACUAAAACCAAGGAGGAAUGUGAGAGCCACUACAUGAAGAACUUCAUCAACAACCCUCUCUUCUCCUCCACGCUGCUCAGCCUGAGGCAGCUGGAGGGGAUUCGGGCGGCCGACACUGCCAUCCCCUUUAAGCCUACCGACGAUCCUCCCAGGCCCACGUUUGACUCAAUGCUGUCCAGAGAUAUGGCGGGAUACAUGCCUGCCAGGGCAGACUUCAUGGAGGAAUUUGAUAACUAUGCAGAAUGGGAUUUGAAAGACAUUGAUUUUGUGGACGAUGACUCUGAUAUCCUUCAUGCCCUUAAGAUUGCAGUCGUGGACAUAUAUCAUUCAAGGUUAAAGGAGAGACAGCGCAGGAAAAAGAUCAUUCGGGAUCACGGGCUCAUCAACCUGCGCAAGUUCCAAGCCCUGGAACGACACUACCCUAAGGAGGUGCAGGAUCUUUAUGAAGCCAUGAGACGCUUCGCUCGCGUGAUGGGACCACUGGAACAUGACAAGUUCAUUGAGAGCCAUGCAUUGGAGUUUGAGCUGAGAAGGGAAAUUCGCAGGCUGCAGGAGUACAGGAAAGCAGGGAUCCGCUCCUUCUGCAGCGCCAAGGUGUACGAGCGCGUGAAACGGGCGCGGGAGGACGAGCGGAGGAAGAGGACGAUGCUGUCCGACGUCCUGCAGGUCAUCCACGACGGCCGCGCGUGCCGACAGUGGCUCCACAAACAGGCCGCCAUUGAUGCUGGAGUAAGCCCAGUGGUCACCACCUUCACCUCCUCAGGCAGACGAAGUGCCCCUCCUCUAAACCUGACCGGAUUGCCAGGCACAGAAAAACUUAAUGAGAGAGAGAAAGAGCUGUGCCAGGUGGUUCGGCUGGUGCCCGGGGCGUAUCUGGAGUACAAACAGGCCCUGCUCAACGAGUGCCAGCGACAGGGAGGCCUCCGCUUGGCACAGGCGCGCGCCCUCAUCAAGAUCGAUGUUAAUAAGACUCGAAAGAUAUACGACUUCCUCAUUAAAGAGGGCUACAUUAACAAAGCCUAGCCCCGUCACAGCCGUUAGACGGAUCUGUCACAGACUCAGAACCGGUUUCCUGUCCUCUGCUCCUCCUUUUGACCAGCCUUGAGAUUCAGAAGGAAUCCCUGUCAGAUUAAAGGUUUGAUUAGCUCUGAGUUCAGUCUUUUUGUGUCUGUAGACUAUUACAGGUAUGUGCAGUCUCUAAAUGUGUGUGUGUGCCAGAGGUCACCACUGGUUAUCAUUCACCCUUGAAUUGUUCAUUAUGUAUAAAAGGACUCAAAUCUCUUGU